UGGUUCUACUUCAAUAUCCUUGCGUACUCUACCGCUGCUGUCUUUGUUAGACUUUCGAUCUUAGUAACCCUCUUGCGAAUCGUCAGCUCGCCUGGUUAUAAGUACAGCAUAUAUGUCGCCAUGGCCACAAUCAUCGCUGUAGCAUUUCAGGGAAUCAUAUUCCUCCUUGCGCAGUGCAAACCCAUCAGCUGGUAUUGGGACAAGAGCACCGGUUCAGGAUCUUGCGUUCCUUCCGCAGCGAUUCGAGGAAACACCAUCGCCACCAAUUUCACAGCUGCUGUAACUGAUGUCUACUCUGCUGUCUUACCAAUGAUAUUACUAUGGAACGUCCAGAUGGAUUUGAGAUCGAAAAUUUUGGUCUGCAUAAUGCUAAGACUUGGAGCUUUCGCCGCGGUAGCUAUUGUGGUCCGACUCCCUGCAAUCGUUGAUCUGCAGGACCAUCAGGAUAGUCUUUAUUCAGUCAGCGUCUCAAUCCUCUGGGGUACUGCUGAAACUGGCUUUGGAAUCACUGCUGCAUCUCUAUCCACCCUCUGGCAACUUUUCCGUUCCUGGAUCGGCACUUCU
This is a messenger RNA of Hyaloscypha bicolor E, 564 nucleotides long. RefSeq lists its product as uncharacterized. The record is from RefSeq and is a predicted model, not a curated record. NCBI's taxonomy places the organism in Eukaryota, Fungi, Ascomycota, Leotiomycetes, Helotiales, Hyaloscyphaceae. The annotation marks the transcript as partial. The transcript has 3 exons.